AUGUCCCUGCCUGCUUCUUGUAAUGCUAACACCUUCCUGCCUGCUUCCUGUAAUGCCAACACUGUCCUGCCUGCUUCCUGUAAUGCCAACACUGUCCUGCCUGCUUCCUGUAAUGCCACCACUGUCCUGCCUGAUUCCUGUAAUGCCAAAAUCUUCCUGCCUGCUUCCUGUAAAGCCAACAAUGUCCUGCCUGCUUCCUGUAAUGCCAAAACCUUUCUGUCUGCUUCCUGUAAAGCCAAUACUGUCCUGUCUGCUUCCUGUAAUGCCAACACUGUCUUGCCUGCUUCCUGUAAUGCCAAAACCUUCCUGCCUGCUUCCUGUAAAGCCAACACUGUCCUGCCUGCUUCCUGUAAUGCAAACACUGUCCUGCUUGCUUCCUGUAAUGCCAACACUGUCCUGCUUGCUUCCUGUAAUGCCAAAACUUUCCUGCCUGCUUCCUGUAAUGCCAAAACUUUCUUGCCUGCUUCCUGUAAUGCCAACAUCAACACUGUCCUGCCUGCUUCCUGUAAUACCAACACUGUCCUGCGUUUUUUUUGUAAUGCCAACACCAUCAUUCCUGCUUCUUGUAAUACUAACACUGCUGCACCUGGCUAUAAUUCAAGUAAACACCUUGCACAACUCAUGGACAGGUUUUAA
This is a messenger RNA of Portunus trituberculatus (swimming crab), 636 nucleotides long. Its product is annotated as keratin-associated protein 12-2-like. The record is from RefSeq and is a predicted model, not a curated record. The transcript has a single exon. NCBI's taxonomy places the organism in Eukaryota, Metazoa, Arthropoda, Malacostraca, Decapoda, Portunidae. The coding region runs from base 1 to 636 and encodes 211 amino acids.